Pyrenophora tritici-repentis Pt-1C-BFP is the source of this 1962-nucleotide messenger RNA. RefSeq names its product extracellular elastinolytic metalloproteinase precursor. Gene Ontology annotation, molecular function: metalloendopeptidase activity; zinc ion binding. The record is from RefSeq and is a predicted model, not a curated record. NCBI's taxonomy places the organism in Eukaryota, Fungi, Ascomycota, Dothideomycetes, Pleosporales, Pleosporaceae.
AUGCGCUCCUUCCUUCUUGCCUCGCUGGCCUCUCUGUCGGUCAUCAGCGUCUACGGCCAUCCUCAUGCCCGGAGUACGCUUACUCGCCGGGGCGUUGACCUAGAUUCAUACCGCAUGAAGCAUGCCGCCACAUACAAGAACGUUGCAGAGGUUGUGGCCGACCACAACAUCAACACACUGGCAAAGCGUGCUAGUGCCCAAGACAUUGCUACCGAUCUCGUCAAAGCUACUAUCCCUAAUGCUACCUUCCGUCUUGUAUCAGACUCGUACGUCAGCGAUAACGGUGUGGCACAUUUCUACUUCAAGCAAACCGCCAACGGUCUUGAUAUCGACACUGCCGACUUCAACGUCAACAUUGGUCGUGAUGGCAACGUCUUCUCUUUCGGAAACUCUUUCUACAAGGGCGACGUCCCAGCACCACCAAGUCUGACCAAGCGUGAUGGUUCUGAGCCCGUAGCCGCCUUGAAGUCGGCUGUCGAUGUCCUCGCUCUCCCAGUUUCUGCUCAAUCGGCAACCGCCGAGCCCAAGGAUGCAACUGAGACUUACGCUAUCAAGAAGACCACUGGAACUGUCAGCGAGCCUGAGGCCCGCCUUGUCUACCUUGUAGAUGAUGAGGGCAAGCUCGCCCUUACCUGGAGAGUUGAGACUGACAUUAUGAGCAACUGGCUUCUGUCCUACGUUGAUGUCAAAGACGGCAGCAAGGUGCAUGCGGUUGUCGACUACUCUGCCGAUGCAACCUACAACGUCUACCCAUGGGGAAUCAACGACCCAACUGAGGGAGAGCGACAGCUUGUGACCGAUGGUUUCUAUCCUCCAGCCAGUGAGUUUGGAUGGCACAAUGACGGCAAGAUGGCGUUCAAGACAACCCGUGGCAACAACGGAAUUGCACACACAAACUGGGACAACAAGAUGAGCGGUUUCCUCGACCUACCCCGCCCUACCAGUGAGGACCUGAACUUCGACUACCCCUUUUCACUCAACCAAACCGACUUCCACGACUACGGCAAUGCAUCCAUCACUCAGCUAUUCUACACCUCUAACAAGUACCACGACUUGCUCUACACAUUGGGCUUCAACGAAAAGGCUGGAAACUUUGAAAUCAACAACAACGGUGCCGGUGGCGUCGGACAAGAUUUCGUCUACCUCAACGCACAAGAUGGCGAGCGCUUCAACAACGCCAACUUUGCCACACCUCCCGAUGGCUCACCCGCACGUAUGCGCAUGUACAUCUGGAACCAGACCACACCAUUCCGUGACUGCUCCUUCGAAGCUGGUGUAGUAAUCCACGAGUACACUCACGGCCUGUCUAACCGUCUCACUGGUGGCCCCGCAAACUCUGGCUGUCUCUCUAUGCUUGAAUCCGGAGGUAUGGGAGAGGGCUGGAGCGACUUCUUCGCCACUGCCAUCCGUCUCAAGCCCAGCGACACCCGCGCCAAGGACUACACCAUGGGUGAGUGGAUUAGUGGAAGUGAAUUUGGUAUUAGAAAUUAUAAGUACUCGACCAACCUGGAAGUCAACCCCCAGGUCUACACCGACGUAGACCAGUACACCAGGGUCCACCCCAUCGGCAACAUUUGGGCAUCCAUGCUCUACGAGGUGCUCUGGAACCUCAUCGACAAGUACGGCAAGAACGACGACUGGCUCCCCGAGUUCAACAGCGCUGGUGUGCCCAAGGAUGGAAAGUACCUCGCCAUGAAGCUUGCGCUCGACGGUAUGGCUCUCCAGCCCUGCAACCCUACCUUUGUGUCUGCCCGUGACGCCAUUAUUGAUGCCGACAAGGCGCUUACUGGUGGCGCCAACCUAUGCGAGAUCUGGAGCGGAUUCGCAAAGAGGGGUCUGGGCGAGAAGGCCGUGUACAGCACCGGUGGCAGGACGAACAGCUUCGAUGUGCCUGCAGGCGUUUGUAACAACUCGACCGUAUCAUCGCAGGCGAGGCGCGUGAAGCUCCCAUUGUCUGUGUAA